Messenger RNA from Solanum pennellii, 634 nucleotides. RefSeq names its product 14 kDa proline-rich protein DC2.15-like. Lineage: Eukaryota; Viridiplantae; Streptophyta; Magnoliopsida; Solanales; Solanaceae. The coding region runs from base 78 to 488 and encodes 136 amino acids. The record is from RefSeq and is a predicted model, not a curated record. The transcript has a single exon.
CAACCAUUCACAAAUUAAAUCAUUCACUCACCAUUUCUCCAAGAAAAUACAUUUAUUUAAUUUAUAUAUUUUUCACAAUGGCUUCCAAGAAGUUUUUCUCUACUCUUGCUCUAUUGCUUUCCCUUAACCUAAUUUUCUUCACAUUUGUUUCAAGUUGUAACACUUGCCCUAAACCUAAACCUAAACCAAAGCCAUCAUGUCCACCACCACCAUAUGUACCAAAAUACAAAACUUGUCCAAUUGAUACCUUAAAAUUAGGUGUUUGUGCAAAUGUUCUUGGAUUAGUUAAUGUUGUUGUUGGUUCACCACCAGUCACACCUUGUUGUAGUCUUAUUUCUGGACUUGCUGAUGUUGAAGCUGCCCUUUGUCUUUGUACUGCUCUUAAGGCUAAUGUCUUAGGGAUUAACCUUAAUGUCCCUAUUUCAUUAAGCUUGCUUCUUAAUGUUUGUUCCAAGAAAGUUCCUAGUGGAUUCCAAUGUCCUAAUUAGUUGAAUUGUUUGAUUUAAAGUUUAAAGAUAGGUAGCAUCAGCACCGACUCUAUAAAGUCAGAAUCGAAUUAAUUUUUCUCUUUGUUGAUUUCUUUUUUAAUUCAUUCGUGAAUAAUAAUUUAAGGGGUGCUUCCCUUUUCAUUGUU